AUGACCAUGGAAGAUAAACUAGUGAUCAACGAGCUGGAGCAAGGGAGAGAGCUUGCGAAACGAUUGAUGAGCAAUCUCAAACACACUUCUUCAACCGAAUCCAGCAAAGCCUUGAUAGAUGAAAUUCUCCGUAUUUACCAUAACGCCAUUUUCAUCUUGAGCUUCAAAGACGACGACAAGAACAAGCAAAGCCUUCAGAUCAUCGAUGACAAGGAUUCAAAACACGUGUCUAAAAAGAGGAAAAUAUCUGAGAAGAAGAACGAGAAAGUUCGGGUUUUUGUUGGAGCAGGACAAGAAAAGGGUCCUAAUGAUGAUGGUCAUUGCUGGAGAAAAUACGGACAGAAAGAGAUUCACGGAUCUAAGAAUCCAAGAGGAUACUACAGAUGCACGCAUCGAUUCACGAAGAACUGUUUAGCAGUGAAGCAAGUCCAGAAAUCAGACACAGAUCCUUCGAUUUUCGAAGUGAAGUAUCUCGGAAACCAUUCUUGCAACAACAACACAUCGUCCACGAACAAGACGAACUUCUCUGUUACGAUGUUCGAAGAAGGAAACAGAGCAUUAUAUGAAACAGAGAAGCCAGCAGAUGUUGUUAAGCCGGAGAAAACCGAAGAAACGAGGGUAAGUCUUGAGGAUCUGGAGAGCAAGAAGAACAUUUUCAGGACGUUUUCUUUCGCUAACCAUGAGAUUGAGAAUGGUGGUGGUGUUGGUGGUGAUGGCUGGAGAAGUAACAUUUUCCCGGAAAAUCUGGUGGAGAAACUGUCUCCUUCAACGUCAGGGUCUGGAAUUACGACCGAGAUUGCGACUGCUCCUGCUUCCGUUGAGAUUUCGGAAACUGCAGAUUCGUAUUUCUCGUGUUUGGACAAUAUUAUCGAUUUUGGACAGGAUUGGUUGUGGUCGUAG
This is a messenger RNA of Microthlaspi erraticum, 900 nucleotides long. NCBI's taxonomy places the organism in Eukaryota, Viridiplantae, Streptophyta, Magnoliopsida, Brassicales, Brassicaceae. The record is from the annotation of a GenBank genome assembly.